Molecule: messenger RNA, 1740 nt
Organism: Cylicocyclus nassatus
Lineage: Eukaryota; Metazoa; Nematoda; Chromadorea; Rhabditida; Strongylidae
Source: the annotation of a GenBank genome assembly
CGCGAUGGUGUAUUUUGGGACGAAGAACCCCGCAAAAAACAGGGCAUGAUGAGACCAUGGACUAAGAAACCGAUCCGUGCCUCGCAGACAUCGCGUUUAUUUACUCCGUUUGCCACGAACAAUACGGAUGACAUAAAAUACAAUACCAUUCCCAUGCGGUACAGACUAAGGAAAAGAAUACGGAAUGAGGAAGAAAAAAGUGAUCGCGUUAGUCGUACACGACAAAAGUCUACAAAAAUCCCUUACGGAGGUCAUCUCGUCCCUAUCAGCAGCAGGUCGCAAUCCGAAAGCCAAGAAGAGUCAAUUUACGAGGACAUUCUAACACAAGAAAAGCAAGCAUUAGCUUCACGUAACGACACCUCAUCAGAUGAGGUGAACGGUGAUUUGUGGAGGGACCGAGCUGCGUUUAGACCACUACCGCUCCCUCGUAGAUAUUCUACAUCCACAGAUCCGUUCAAUCCGAGUCAAAAAAGGAGAGGUUUGGGAAACCUGCUAAAAUCCACACGUACAACUACAAUUCCAACAACCAUGAGUACGGCAAAACUUGUCGCUCCUACUUCCACAACCACAGAUAACCCACUUAUUGGUCCAAUAGUUGAAACUCCGUUAACCAGCAAUGAAUCUCCCCACGCUAAAAUUGAGAAGGAUGAACUGAAGCAGAUCGUCGACAGCAGAUUCGAGACAUUGGUGGAAUUUGAGAAUGUAGCUCCACCACCUCCAAUAUUCCCAGUACCCGAAAUGGAGCACAACAUUGAUGAGAGAGUUACACCGCAGCCAGGUCCAAAAUCUGAAAUUGAUGUAAACAUCGAUGACAGCGAGUUCGGUCCUUCAUUCUCUACAAUACCGUUGCCUUCACUAGACACGUCUUCCGCCACCGUUCCCACUAAAUGGACCACUACUACUCGUACUGUGCCUCCUACUCUCGUUAUUGAACCAAAAUCAGCGCGGCAGAGAUCUCAUGAAGAGCAAAUGACUAUGACACUAAUCCCAACAAUGACACCCGUGGAGUGGACGCCGCCACCAUUUGAUGCGAUUGUGGAUAUGAAUUCGGCAACUAAAGCAACAAUCAUGCAUCGUAUUCUAGUACUGGACAGUUCGGAGAGCGCAGAGGCUAGUGGAGAUGGUGAUGCUUUUGAGUUUAUCGAUCCACCACCAGCUGAAGCAAAAUGGUUCAAAAACACCAUCGAUCGAAAGCGAGCUUUUGGCAUUAAGCUCUUGCAAAGCAAACCAGUCAAACUGCCAGCCGAUGAUGUGCUGACUGAGGUCGAAAAUCAGGAUGAGGCCAUUCCUUUAAAUGACAGCGUCAGUUCAACUACGGAUGCAAAGAGCUCCGAAACGGAGUCGGUGGAAUUGUUGACAGAUGACGCGCAAUCCAGUGGUGAGCCUGCAACGGAUGCUUUCUCUGUGCUAAAAAUACCAGAAGCAACACUUCGGCUCUCCCACUGUGAAGUUUAUUCGAUAUGCUUGGACGAGAUGGAUAGGCAAGAGGCUGAAUGCGAAGAGGACGACAGAAAAGCUGGUAGAAUCUUUCCUAAACAGUUCAGAAAAAGAAGAAACUUUUGCGAUCGAAGGCUGCUGCCUGAAUAUGAGGCUAUUGACAAUGAAACAAAGCAGCUGGAGAGAAAUUAUGGCGAUUGUAUCAAAAAUCGUCUAGGGCGAAAGAUAACUGAGGUUGAACCAACAAAAUGCACUGCUCAUUCGCUUCCUUCAACUUUGAGCUCUGAGCCCUGUCACAGCAAG